AUGUCGCAUGAAUGUUCGCAGGCGUCCAUGGCGACGGCGUGCGACUGCAUCUACCAGCUAGUGCAGCAGCGACAGGCGGAUGCGAAACAGCUCGACGACCUGGCGAAGCAGCGACACCGGCUCAUGUGCGACCUGGCGACGGCGGAGAGUCGCUCGGAUCGUCUAGAAGACGAGCUGGAAGUCGCAAGGCGAAAAAUCCAGUCGCUUACAGCGCAGGAGCAAAAAGCGGCGGCGGAGUUCAAGGCGCAGAUCAAGAAGUUAAGAGCAGAGAGGGACGAGCUCAGCAAGCAUGUCAUCGCCCUGCAGCAAGUGAAGGCGCAGCAGGCGUUCGAGCUGCGCAAGGAGAAGCGCGAGUUUGUGAAGCUGCAGGAGAAGCUCGCGUCUUGCGUGGGGGGCAAGCGCACGCCCCCCAGGCAGCCGGGAGUGGAUAUUGUCAACCUCAAUCCCCAGUCAGAGGGCAGGCAGAGGGCCACAUGGGGCGGGAAGAAGUCAGAUAGCAACUUUUACAAGCGCAUGAUGGAGGCGCAUGAGAGGCAGCUGAGGGCAGUGGGGGAGGACAGCAAGCAGCUCAUGGCAGUCAUUCGCUCCAUGCAGACGGACCUCCAAUCACUCAUUAGCGAGUACAGCAAGGGCCUGCCCUCGUCAGUAGGAGAAGGGCAGCAGAAGGAAAGGAGGCAUGAGAAGAGUUUCGAGGAGGAGGGAAGCAGAAGGGACGCGAAAGAGGAGGAUAGAGGGAGUGAGUGUGGUUCGGAGAGGGAGGAGGAAGUGGAAGAAGAGGAAGAGGAAAACAUGGACGUGUACGCCCUGCCACCCAACAUGGCCUGUCCACACAUCAUGGAUCUGCACCAACGCAUUGUGACGGCCAUGCGUGAUCUCGUCCAGAGAGCAGCGCAGCAGCAGGCAGCCUCUGCUGCAGUGGGUGGUGGCUGUACCGGAGGGGACAGUAACGAGAUGGCUGCUCUGAGAGAAGAGCUGGAGGCGUGCAGAGAGCGUUUGGCCGAGCAGGAGCUCCUGAUAUGCAACUACAUGCACACCCCAGG
Molecule: messenger RNA, 1040 nt
Organism: Closterium sp. NIES-65
Lineage: Eukaryota; Viridiplantae; Streptophyta; Zygnematophyceae; Desmidiales; Closteriaceae
Source: the annotation of a GenBank genome assembly